GCCUCCCUCUGACUUGCCUAAGAAGCCAGACGGAGCCUCUCGCUUCCACAAGUCUCUCUGCCUGCCAUUCCCCCAUUCCUGCAGCCACCCCCACCCUCCAGCGCCGUCACCCCUCCUCCGCCCCCGCCCCCGCCUCCGCCUUCGCCUCGGCAAUCGGGGGAAUAAAUCAGGGAGGAAACCGAGAGGGAGAGCGAGAGCGCGCGAGCGCCGGCGGGCUCGCCGAGGUCUGUUUCCAAAGUCGCCCUUGAUGGCGGCGGAGGCAAGGCGGCCGCGGCGCGGAGCAGCCGACGCACGCUAGUGGGUCCGCCCGCCACCGCCCCUUCCCCGGCGCCCGCUCCCGCCCUUGCCGUCCCCCGCGCGGCUCCGCGCCUCGGGCCCCGGGCGCAGCCGGCCCUCCAGACGCCCGCGGUCCCGGCGGCGUGUGCUGCUCUUCCUCCGCCCGCGGUUUCCAGCGCCGCUCCUUCCCCCGCUUGAGCAGGGAGGGGGCAUUGAUCUUCGAUCGCGAAGAUGGCUGCUGGCUGCCUGCUGGCCUUGACUCUGACACUUUUCCAAUCUUUGCUCAUCGGCCCCUCGUCGGAGGAGCCGUUCCCUUCGGCCGUCACUAUCAAAUCAUGGGUGGAUAAGAUGCAAGAAGACCUUGUCACACUGGCAAAAACAGCAAGUGGAGUCAAUCAGCUUGUUGAUAUUUAUGAGAAAUAUCAAGAUUUGUAUACUGUGGAACCAAAUAAUGCACGCCAGCUGGUAGAAAUUGCAGCCAGGGAUAUUGAGAAACUUCUGAGCAACAGAUCUAAAGCCCUGGUGCGCCUGGCAUUGGAAGCGGAGAAAGUUCAAGCAGCUCACCAGUGGAGAGAAGAUUUUGCAAGCAAUGAAGUUGUCUACUACAAUGCAAAGGAUGAUCUCGAUCCUGAGAAAAAUGACAGUGAGCCAGGCAGCCAGAGGAUAAAACCUGUUUUCAUUGAAGAUGCUAAUUUUGGACGACAAAUAUCUUAUCAGCAUGCAGCAGUCCAUAUUCCUACUGACAUCUAUGAGGGCUCAACAAUUGUGUUAAAUGAACUGAACUGGACAAGUGCCUUAGAUGAAGUUUUCAAAAAAAAUCGCGAGGAAGACCCUUCAUUGUUGUGGCAGGUUUUUGGCAGUGCCACUGGCCUGGCUCGAUAUUAUCCAGCUUCACCAUGGGUUGAUAAUAGCAGAACUCCAAAUAAGAUUGACCUUUAUGAUGUACGCAGAAGACCAUGGUACAUCCAAGGAGCUGCAUCUCCCAAAGACAUGCUUAUUCUGGUGGACGUGCAAGCAUGGGAGGGGAGAGGAAACACAGUGGAAUUUCAGGUGGAAGAAUUGCCAGAAGUGAAGCUGCACAGGAGUGGAAGUGUUAGUGGAUUGACACUUAAACUGAUCCGAACAUCUGUCUCCGAAAUGUUAGAAACCCUUUCAGAUGAUGAUUUCGUGAAUGUAGCUUCAUUUAACAGCAAUGCUCAGGAUGUAAGCUGUUUUCAGCACCUUGUCCAAGCAAAUGUAAGAAAUAAGAAAGUGUUGAAAGAUGCGGUGAAUAAUAUCACAGCCAAAGGAAUUACAGAUUAUAAGAAGGGCUUUAGUUUUGCUUUUGAACAGCUGCUUAAUUAUAAUGUUUCCAGAGCAAACUGCAAUAAGAUUAUUAUGCUAUUCACGGAUGGAGGAGAAGAGAGAGCCCAGGAGAUAUUUACCAAAUACAAUAAAGAUAAAAAAGUACGUGUAUUCACGUUUUCAGUUGGUCAACACAAUUAUGACAGAGGACCUAUUCAGUGGAUGGCCUGUGAAAACAAAGGUUAUUAUUAUGAAAUUCCUUCCAUUGGUGCAAUAAGAAUCAAUACUCAGGAAUAUUUGGAUGUUUUGGGAAGACCAAUGGUUUUAGCAGGAGACAAAGCUAAGCAAGUCCAAUGGACAAAUGUGUACCUGGAUGCAUUGGAACUGGGACUUGUCAUUACUGGAACUCUUCCGGUCUUCAACAUAACCGGCCAAUUUGAAAAUAAGACAAACUUAAAGAACCAGCUGAUUCUUGGUGUGAUGGGAGUAGAUGUGUCUUUGGAAGAUAUUAAAAGAUUGACACCACGUUUUACACUGUGCCCCAAUGGGUAUUACUUUGCAAUCGAUCCUAAUGGUUAUGUUUUAUUACAUCCAAAUCUUCAGCCAAAGAACCCCAAAUCUCAGGAGCCAGUAACAUUGGAUUUCCUUGAUGCAGAGUUAGAGAAUGAUAUUAAAGUGGAGAUUCGAAAUAAGAUGAUUGAUGGAGAAAGUGGAGAAAAAACAUUCAGAACUCUGGUUAAAUCUCAAGAUGAGAGAUAUAUUGACAAAGGAAACAGGACAUACACAUGGACACCGGUCAAUGGCACAGAUUACAGUUUGGCCUUGGUAUUACCAACCUACAGUUUUUACUAUAUAAAAGCCAAACUAGAAGAGACAAUAACUCAGGCCAGAUCAAAAAAGGGCAAAAUGAAGGAUUCGGAAACCCUGAAGCCAGAUAAUUUUGAAGAAUCUGGCUAUACAUUCAUAGCACCAAGAGAUUACUGCAAUGACCUGAAAAUAUCGGAUAAUAACACUGAAUUUCUCUUAAAUUUCAACGAGUUUAUUGAUAGAAAAACUCCAAACAACCCAUCAUGUAACGCGGAUUUGAUUAAUAGAGUCUUGCUUGAUGCAGGCUUUACAAAUGAACUUGUCCAAAAUUACUGGAGUAAGCAGAAAAAUAUCAAGGGAGUGAAAGCACGAUUUGUUGUGACUGAUGGUGGGAUUACCAGAGUUUAUCCCAAAGAGGCUGGAGAAAAUUGGCAAGAAAACCCAGAGACAUAUGAGGACAGCUUCUAUAAAAGGAGCCUAGAUAAUGAUAACUAUGUUUUCACUGCUCCCUACUUUAACAAAAGUGGACCUGGUGCCUAUGAAUCGGGCAUUAUGGUAAGCAAAGCUGUAGAAAUAUAUAUUCAAGGGAAACUUCUUAAACCUGCAGUUGUUGGAAUUAAAAUUGAUGUAAAUUCCUGGAUAGAGAAUUUCACCAAAACCUCAAUUAGAGAUCCGUGUGCUGGUCCAGUUUGUGACUGCAAAAGAAACAGUGAUGUAAUGGAUUGUGUGAUUCUGGAUGAUGGUGGGUUUCUUCUGAUGGCAAAUCAUGAUGAUUAUACUAAUCAGAUUGGAAGAUUUUUUGGAGAGAUUGAUCCCAGCUUGAUGAGACACCUGGUUAAUAUAUCAGUUUAUGCUUUUAACAAAUCUUAUGAUUAUCAGUCAGUAUGUGAGCCCGGUGCUGCACCAAAACAAGGAGCAGGACAUCGCUCAGCAUAUGUGCCAUCAAUAGCAGACAUAUUACAAAUUGGCUGGUGGGCCACUGCUGCUGCCUGGUCUAUUCUACAGCAGUUUCUCUUGAGUUUGACCUUUCCACGACUCCUUGAGGCAGUUGAGAUGGAGGAUGAUGACUUCACGGCCUCCCUGUCCAAGCAGAGCUGCAUUACUGAACAAACCCAGUAUUUCUUCGAUAAUGACAGUAAAUCAUUCAGUGGUGUAUUAGACUGUGGAAACUGUUCCAGAAUCUUUCAUGGAGAAAAGCUUAUGAACACCAACUUAAUAUUCAUAAUGGUUGAGAGCAAAGGGACAUGUCCAUGUGACACACGACUGCUCAUACAAGCGGAGCAGACUUCUGAUGGUCCAAAUCCUUGUGACAUGGUUAAGCAACCCAGAUACCGAAAAGGGCCUGAUGUCUGCUUUGAUAACAAUGUCUUGGAGGAUUAUACUGACUGUGGUGGCGUUUCUGGAUUAAAUCCCUCCCUGUGGUAUAUCAUUGGAAUCCAGUUUCUACUACUUUGGCUGGUAUCUGGCAGCACACACCGCCUGUUAUGACCUUCUGAAAACCAAAUCUGCAUAAUUAAACUCCAGACCCUGCCAAAACAUGAGCCCUGCCCUCAAUUACAGUAACGUAGGGUCAGCUAUAAAAUCAGACAAACAUUAGCUGGGCCUGUACCAUGGCAUAACACUAAGGCGCAGACUCCUAAGGCACCCACUGGCUGCAUGUCAGGGUGUCAGAUCCUUAAACGUGUGUGAAUGCUGCAUCAUCUAUGUGUAACAUCAAAGCAAAAUCCUAUACGUGUCCUCUAUUGGAAAAUUUGGGAGUUUGUUGUUGCAUUGUUGGUGAUUACAUGUGAAAGGGUUCCCCAUACAAUUGUUUAUGAACCAUAAGAAAUAUCUUGAUAUUGACCUGAAAUUUUGACUUGCUGCAAUUUUACUAAGAAAAUCUCUUAGGGGAAAGAAAUUAUUUUUGCCUUCACUUAUUCUUCUGUUAAAAGUUAAUUCCUGCUUUAAGUAGCAAUUAUUGAAAUAUAUAGAGAAAGAGAGAAUUAACAUUGGUCUAAAUUGUUGAAAUAUAAAUAAUGGCUAAUUUUCUAUGAAAAAUUUGCCAUGAAUAAAAUGCCUUAUGAAGAACGGCUUCUUUGCCAAAAAUAAAACACAAUUGAUGACCAAUUCAAUUUUGAUGGGGUAAUGAAUUGAUGGUUUGAAAAUAGUAACUAAGAAAUUAUUAAACUAAAGGUGCUUGAGGGAGAAAUUAGAAUACGUGACAUAUUUCCUCAUAAAUGUAAGCAAGCCCUUAAUAAAUGCUUUGAUGUAAUGUUCCUUUUGUUCACAGUACAGUUAUGUAGUGCUAGCCAGAUAUUUAAAAAUGCUCUAAGAAAAGCUUGUCGGGGGGAGGGGGAAAUGUUUUUCUUGUGAUAAAUGAACUUUGGUUUACCAAGGGUAUUUUGCAUGAUGCUGCUGCUAUUUUAACUUUUCAGUUGUUUUUUCUCUUACUGUAGAGUGUAGUCAUUGAAAAGUUAACUGAGUGAUAUUAUUGUUAUGUAAGAAUCUGAACCUUGCAGUGUAAAUGCACUUAAGUCAUCUUUAAAAUGUUGUUAAACUACUCUGAAUAUACUGUGCAAUGUAAAUGCUGAAUGAUUGGGGUUAGAUAAAUGGUGAAAUGAGAAUUAAUGAAUUUUAUACAGAUUCGUGCUUUCGCCUGAUAACCUAUGUACAGAUAUUUUAAGUACAUAAAUCAGAUUUGACACAUUUAUUUUUUGAAAAGUACAUAUAUGUUCUCAAUGAAGAUUCAUCCUAGGUUUCCUCUUUGUUCGUUUCAAUAGUAGCACAUACAAUCCAAAAGUUCCUGCUACUGCUGCUUUUGCCCUUCCAUUUUAAAUGGUAUGAUCGUUUGGCCAAAAUUUCCAUGCAAGUUGAUAAGGGUUUUACAAUAAUCUGAACAAAUAGGAAACCUUGAAUCUCUAUGUAUGCACAUGAAUACUUGAUUGUGAAUAAUAAAAGUUGUUUUUUAUACAGCCUCAUUGGUGAAAAUGGUUAGUGUAGUAAAUCAGAUAUUUCAUUAUAGACUAAUAUGGUAGCAGAUUAUUUAUGCUUUUAAAAAUUAUUUUCUGGAGCAAACAGUAUUUGAAGAAAAGGUAAAAACUAUGAAUGUGUAAUUCUAAGAAUAGUUAAUAAUUUUACUGAAGGCUGAACGUAUGUAGAUAUUUUUUAUGAUACAAUGCAGUUUUUCUUUUUUUGGAACAUGCCAAUAACUGGUAUGUGUAUAUGCUGGAAAUUUUCUUACAUAUCCUUUUUAAGUCAAAGUUAUUAACAUUAUCCAGCAUGCUUUAAUAUGCUCCACAUAUCAAAGAUAUAACCAAUAAUUUAACAUAGCUUAAAAGAUAAUAUUUGUUUUGUUUUUAGCUUUGCAUACAUUUGUAAUUCCCUCCCACCACCAAUAUACCUUAGGUACCAUUUGUGUACAUUUCUUUAUUUAAGAUUUUUUUUUCAAUAAAAAGGGGGGGGAAAUGGAAUCACUUUGCCAACUAUUGUUCUAAGAGUUGACAUCAGUUACCAUUUCUAAUGCAUUGUUGUGAUUUUGUAGUGUCAUUCAUAACUGGUAUUGACAUUUUAGAAAACACCAAAGUGAUUUAAAAUAUAUGUGGGGAAAAAAACUUCUCACUCUAGUAACAAUGUUUAAAUCAUGUUGUUUGUUAAAUAUUUAAAAGUUAUUGUUCAAUUUUUGCUAGACUAUCUUAAAUCAUGAUAGUGUUGGGAAGGGGGUAUCAAAAUAUAAAAUUGUUAGUUUGUGUAUAUAAACAAUGCACAUUAAAACAAUUGAAUUGCUUCCAGCAUACAACAAACUACCUUAAAAUUAUGUUCAAAAUCUAUUAAAUAUAUUUUCAUGGCUAAUGUCGAGUAUAUGUUUUCAUCAAUUACAUUGUUAUUGUAUUAAUCGUGGUUAAACUUGGCAUCUCUUGGCAGGAUCCUAUUUAAUUUCUGUUGCCAUCAAAAUAUAUUUAUAUGCAUGAGUUUUGCUAUAAACCUUUAUUUUCUGCUAUAAAGUUAUAUAUUAUGACAACCACAAAUGCAAUUACAAAUUGGGUAAGAACAAGCUGAAUAAAAGUUGUUCCCAUGACUAAUAUUAGUCUUCAUGCUUUUAGCAUAUUUUUUAAGACAGUAACACUCAUCCCAUCAAAUUAUUAUAUUACAUUUAGUAUUUUUCUGUGAGUUAUGUUGACAAGAACUUAAAUUAUAGCCUGUUAUUAAUAUUGAUUUCCAAUGACUGAACAGUACAACAGAUCAAUAAAAAAGUUUAUACACCGCUUUAACUAAUUUUUUGUUAUACUCAUGUGGCUUAGUGUAGUCACUAAAACAGAGUUCAAGUGAGCUUGGCAAUGGUGUUGAGUAACAAGAAAGAAUUUUGCAUUAAUGAUUUCUUUAUAUUUUCCUCAUUUAAACAACCAGCAUUACUGCCAAACGCCAACCGUGGUCCAUAUUUGUAACAGGUUUUUAACAUGACAUAGUUAGCAAGUUUGAUUGAUUGAAGAGAUUUUUAGGUCCUGGGCCUAUAAGAUUUUAGUAUGAUCUUUUUUCAUGUUUCUAAUGCUUGAGGCGUUACUGCUUAACUUGGAAAAAAAAAAAACAGUGUUGCUGCCAUUUGUAAGUUUUCCUAUAAUAUUCCUUUUAUUAACUUUAAAACUGGCCUUAUGGGGUUCAAAUAGGCAGUAUCCCUUUUAAGUGACCUUUGCAACCCAAGUGUUACUUGCUUAUUUGAUGCUCUCUUGUAUUUUAAAUCUCAUUUAAAUCUUUGUCUGUGACCAACAAAGCUUAAAAUUUUGUCUUCAUUUAAAACUCUGAAUCUAUUCCAUUGAUCAUGUUAGAUGUUCAAAUGUUUAGUGGUAUAGUCUGACCUAGUGAAACAAAAUGGAUGUUGUUACUUUUUUUAAAGAAUAGAAUGAAAUGACUUUCACUUGCCCAAAAUUUUAAAUAUUUUUUCAUCUAAACUUGUAUUGUUUCCCAUAGCAGAAUGUUAAUAGUCACAGUAAAUUCCUGUAAAGAGCAAACCAAUAUAAUGUUUCGAGUGUUGAAAAAAUUCCAGAUUUUUGAAGAAUUAGACAACUCUUCAUCUACCUUAUUUCUAGUUCACACAGUUAUCUCAAAUUCCACUGAAACUAAUGGGAUACUGUCUUGUGUAGAUGCCAAUUGAGUUUAUAAUGUGACCUAGUAAAGCUGUUUUUUUUGUUGUGUUGUAUGAGUGUCGGAUCAUGCUUUUAGGAAUACUUUUAUUAAAAUGGUGUGCAUUCAUGCAAAAGGCCAACUGGCUUUUGUGAACAAUGGAUCUUUUCUCCCCUUUAUUUUGUUCUCUUGACACUUUUGUGAAAAUUACCUAGCCUGAUAAAAACAUUUUGUAAAAAUUUGUAUAAUACUGUUAUAAAAUAUUUAUAAUCCCAGAAAAUGUUGUGUUAAAUCUUGUGCAAAAACAGUAUAUUCAGAAUAAAAGUUUAUCAUUUAAAGUC
Gorilla gorilla gorilla (western lowland gorilla) is the source of this 7802-nucleotide messenger RNA. RefSeq names its product calcium voltage-gated channel auxiliary subunit alpha2delta 1 (gene CACNA2D1). NCBI's taxonomy places the organism in Eukaryota, Metazoa, Chordata, Mammalia, Primates, Hominidae. Bases 508 to 3855 code for a protein of 1115 amino acids. Gene Ontology annotation, molecular function: voltage-gated calcium channel activity. Gene Ontology annotation, cellular component: L-type voltage-gated calcium channel complex. The transcript is spliced from 40 exons. The record is from RefSeq and is a predicted model, not a curated record.